CACGUGCUCUGCUGGUUUUGCUUUGGGGUUGGCACUCACGACCUCCUGCAAGCGUUUUGGUUCCGGACUGCGUGAAAGCUCCAUCGCGGCGCCAUGGAAAAGAAAAUCGAUGAGAUCCUUUGCAAAAUGGAGACCACGGCGGGGAAGGUUGACUUGUAUAAAACGAGCAAGGUCAAACUCCCUAUGGCAGAGCUUGAUUAUUUGAAGCAGCUGGGCUGUCCAUAGAAUUAUGGAAUUUUCUUGCCAGUGCCCCUGCUAUACUGAGGAAUUUGGAGGAUGCGCGAGAUUUUAUGAACAUGAUGGUCACCAAAACCAGCGAAAACCGACAACAGUUAGCAGACAUUUUCGGCGGGGAUUGCUCACGAAUCGCUCGGAUACGCACGGUUCUCGACGAAGUGGUGCUGUCUGACAUGAAUUGCAACGACCAGCGUGUUCGAACCUGCACUGAAGCUUGCGAGACGAUCGAAAAAGUUUUGGAGGAUAUGGGCCUGGGAUGGUGUUUGAAGAAAGCACAAGAUGAACAAAAGGCCAGCUUCACCCGAAGGCGGUCAAGUAUCGACCGGGAGGAUUUGCAAAAGGCAGUGCUGCAGAUAGAAGCGCAGGCAACGGGUGCCACGGAGGCGGAGGUGGAGGCAGUGCAAGUAGUGGAAGUGGAGGAACGCUUGUCACCAAAGGCAAAAAAGGCCGCUGACGCUUGGGCUGAAUGCUAUGAUGAGGACUUUGUGAAGCGUGUCCUGGCAUGCCAACAGCCCGGUGAGCUUCAAGCACUCGAAAGUGAGGCAAAGGCGAGCAAAGCGACAAAACUUGGGAAUUGGAUGAUUUGGAUGGUCCAUCGUGCCCACUUGGAUGACCCAACGUUGGUCAAAUUCGAUUUCACCAAUUUGAAGAUGCCAGAAGGUAAUGUGGAGCCGUUGAUCUCUCCAAAGCUAGCAGUUGCAAUGGAGAGCAAUACGCACAUUGAGCACCUGCUGAUGGGUUGCACUAAUUUGCAGGACCAGGAGGCUGCCAUCCUGGCCGUGUCAUUGCGCUCCAACCGUUCUCUCAAGGUAUUGAACAUCGACACCAAUGUGAUCCAACCCUUGACCUUGGAGUCCAUCGCCAAUGGCACCAGCGUGAACGAAGCUCUACAGGAGCUGCGGUGCAAUAACACUGCUAAUGGCCGCCUGGUCACUGAGGCCUUUUUGCGUGCUUUGAAGUCAAAUCCCAGUUUGUGCAAGCUGGGCUAUCCAGUGACAGACGCCUAUUUUCGCGGGGAGAUUGACAAGCAACUCACGCGGAACAAUGAUGCUGCUCGCAAGCGACGCUUGGAGGAGAAGCGCCGCAAGGAGGCAGGUGAGGCUGAGAGCGAAGCUGCUGAGACCAAGGGAUAUCCACAUCCACCAAAAGCAGAUCAGCAACCAGAGCGAUCCCCAGAGCGAAUCAAGGAGGUCAAGGAAACAGUCAAGGAGGUUUUGGAAGUGAAGGAGGUAAUCACAAAGAAGCAAGAACUGGAAGAGGCUCCACAGUUGCCAGAAGCGGAGCCAGCUAUGCUUUCUGAAGCAGGUCCGACCACUGAGACAUCACCCGAGCUGAAGGAGGCCGCAGUUGAGCCAGCGGAGCCUUGCCAGGCUGAGGCUGAGCCAUCUCCGGUGGCCGAGGACGAGUUGAAAGAGCCGCAAGCAAUGACAGAAGAACCGUGCGACGAACCGGAACGAGCUGGAAGCAGCUUGAAGGAGGCAAGGAGCAAGGUGUCAGCUUCGGACUGCGAACAUGCGCGCACUGACAUACCCGGGACUAUUGAAGCCUUUUUGGGCGAAGGUUCCAAGACAUCGGCUCCUCUUCCAAUGCGCAAUUUGCGCGGAUACCUUUACAAGAAGAGUCCUGGUGCUCGUUUGCUGAAGUCAUGGGACUGGAGGUACUUUGUUCUUCAUGAGGGUCGUCUCAUUUGGUGGAGGAGGGACCGUGACAUUCCUGCGGACGAGGUCUUCAGCCAUGCUGAUCCUGAAGGGUGCAAAGGUUUCAUCAACUUCAAGGUGAGUCGUGCGCGUAUCAUGCCAGAUGAGCAGAAUCCUUUGGUCUUUGCGAUUGAAUCGGUUGACGGCAAAUGGCAGGAAGGAUCUUUGAAGGACAUGAGCGAUGCGCAGAGGACUUUUGAGUUUGACUGCACCAAAUCCGCGCACACCAGGGAGGAAUGGAUGGACGCCUUACGAAGCACACAACAGUGAUGGACGAGGGUGAGAUCACUGACGCAGCUUUGAACAGGUCACAGGCAUCAAUGGAUUAAUGGUCUUGAAUCUUGGCUUCUAAAGUCUGUACAGGUCUUUGACAUGAUGAAGAUAACGAUGAAGGAAAACAUGCAUAACACCCUGUAGCAACACCCA
Molecule: messenger RNA, 2360 nt
Organism: Durusdinium trenchii
Lineage: Eukaryota; Dinophyceae; Suessiales; Symbiodiniaceae
Source: the annotation of a GenBank genome assembly